UGUGUCGUGUAAGAGGAGGCCAUGAGCUCGCCAUCAAUUAUUCAAACGGUGGAAGCUGAUUGGCUGCUGCAUGACCGGCACACCUGCCAUACACAGAGGAGCAUCUCCUCACUUCUGCGCGUGUCCCAGGUCUGGUCAGAGGUCAAGAUGGUUUCUCCUGCGAUCGCUUUGGCUUUACUUCCUCUUUUACUCACCAUGAUCAUUCGUUAUCGUUAUUAUUUUGUGCUGCUGUAUCGAGCCGUUCUGAUCCGCUGGGUGAGGGACUGUUUAACGGGCAUCAGUCGAGAGGAACGGGUCUAUCGGUACAUCCUGACCCACGCCGCGCCCGGUGACCCCGAGAGCAUCCUGGACACCUUUGACCAGUGGUGCAGCAAUGUUGAGUUUAUAAGCAACAUCGGGCCCAAGAAAGGUAAGAUUCUGGACCGGUUACUACAGGAACACUGUCCGCUCACUGUGCUGGAACUGGGCACUCACUGCGGGUACAGCACAGUACGGAUCGCACGCUCACUGCCGAUUGGUGCUCGAAUUUACUCCGUCGAGAUGGACGAGCGAAACGCUGUCGUGGCUGAAAAGAUUAUUCGUCUGGCGGGCUUUGAUGAAGACAUGGUGGAGCUGAUCGUUCGCCCAUCGGAUGAAGUGAUCCCACGCUUGCGUGAGGACUACGGCGUGGAACGUUUAGAUUUAGUGUUCAUGGAUCACUGGAAGCGCUGUUACCUGCCCGACCUGCAGCUGUUAGAAGACAGUGGUCUGCUCGGAGAGGGCUCCCUCAUCGUAGCCGACAACGUCAUUUUUCCAGGAGCGCCAAACUUCCUGCGAUACGCCCGGCGCUCGGGUCUGUACGAGCUCAGAGUUCACCGCGCAUCACUGGAAUACAUCCGCGGUAUCCGUGAUGGAAUGGCUGAAAUGACGUUCCUCGGGAUAAAGUGAAAAUGUUGUCAAGAGUCCCGAGCAGGAGAAAUUUUGAAAAAACAUUUUGCACAAUGUGUGGACUUUUCAGACGGUCCCGUACC
Molecule: messenger RNA, 1010 nt
Organism: Xyrauchen texanus (razorback sucker)
Lineage: Eukaryota; Metazoa; Chordata; Actinopteri; Cypriniformes; Catostomidae
Product: transmembrane O-methyltransferase homolog
Exons: 4
Coding region: 22-927 (301 amino acids)
Biological process (GO): catecholamine catabolic process; dopamine metabolic process; developmental process
Molecular function (GO): catechol O-methyltransferase activity
Source: RefSeq, a predicted model, not a curated record